AUGUCGACCUCAGCCCGUCGUCGUCUCAUGCGCGACUUCAAGCGUAUGCAAACCGACCCUCCUGCCGGUGUCUCGGCCUCUCCGGUAGCUGACAAUGUCAUGACCUGGAAUGCCGUUAUCAUCGGUCCUGCUGAUACUCCCUUUGAGGAUGGCACAUUCCGUCUUGUCAUGCAUUUUGAAGAGCAGUACCCGAACAAGCCUCCUGGUGUUAAAUUCAUCAGCCAGAUGUUCCAUCCGAAUGUAUACGGUACGGGCGAGCUGUGCCUGGAUAUUCUGCAGAAUCGUUGGAGCCCAACGUAUGACGUGGCGGCCAUUCUCACCAGUAUUCAAAGUCUGCUUAACGACCCAAACACAUCAUCACCUGCCAAUGUCGAGGCAUCCAAUCUCUACAAAGACAACCGGAAGGAGUACAUCAAGCGUGUGCGCGAGACCGUCGAGAAGAGCUGGGAAGACUAG
Aspergillus bombycis is the source of this 456-nucleotide messenger RNA. RefSeq names its product E2 ubiquitin-conjugating protein RAD6 (gene ubc2). Gene Ontology annotation, cellular component: HULC complex. NCBI's taxonomy places the organism in Eukaryota, Fungi, Ascomycota, Eurotiomycetes, Eurotiales, Aspergillaceae. Gene Ontology annotation, molecular function: ubiquitin conjugating enzyme activity. Gene Ontology annotation, biological process: DNA repair; proteasome-mediated ubiquitin-dependent protein catabolic process; protein polyubiquitination. Bases 1 to 456 code for a protein of 151 amino acids. The transcript has 4 exons. The record is from RefSeq and is a predicted model, not a curated record.